Molecule: messenger RNA, 3063 nt
Organism: Benincasa hispida (wax gourd)
Lineage: Eukaryota; Viridiplantae; Streptophyta; Magnoliopsida; Cucurbitales; Cucurbitaceae
Source: RefSeq, a predicted model, not a curated record
CACUCCCUUCUUCAACUGUAUUUCUCGUGACCACAACCAAAGAGCUUUUACAAAAAGAAAAGUCCAAAACAGAGAGCGCGUGAAAAAUUGAAUUGAAUCAAUUGAAACCAAGCCACCAUCAUCGGCGUAAAGCAACAAGAUCCGCACUCACAAUUUUCCCUAACUACACGCCAUCAUUUAUGCACUCUCUCAUUCUUAUCUCUCCCAGUUACUGGUAAAACCCAUCUCCUCUCUCUGCUCCUCUCUCUCUUCUGUUCUCUUCUUUCUUCUCUCUAAAAUUUGCUAAUGCUCUGUCUUCUUCUUCUUCUUCUUUUCCUUUUUGUUUUCAUUUGCUUUUCAUGCUCUGUGCAAUUGGUUCAAUUUGGACGAACUUUUGGUGGGUUCUACUCCAAAUUCUCAUCUGGGGUUCGCUCGCUUAAUGUUAGGGAUUUAGAUGUUUAAUUGGUGCCUGACGUUUCUUCAUUUCUUCAUUUCCUUACUUAUUUGAUCACUGAUUUGUGUCGUGUCUGAUCGGAGAAGGGUUAACUUAAAACUAGCCCAGAACGUAGACUUGUGAAAGGGUUUCUUCAGAUUAGAGUUAUUUUCCAGUCGAGAAUUGGCGGUGUUAGUGACUUUUACUUGCUCUCAUCUUUCUUGCAGCCUUACUUUGGUAGUUAAAUUUUCUUCCCUUAGUUCUUGUUGGUUGGGCUUGCAAUGGAGGAAAGAAAACUCAAUUUUAAUGCACCACUCAUGUCUGUGAGGCGAUUUUCCAAGGCAGCUAGUUCUUUAGCUAAAGUUAAUGAAAAGAAAUCUGAAAAUUCUCAUUUUAGUAGACGUAGUACCUUUCCAGUUUCUAGACCACAAUUCAAUUUGGAUCAAGUAACAGAACCAGUUGCAGUUCCUUUCCACUGGGAGCAGAUUCCAGGAAGAGCUAAGAAUGAUAGUGGCUCGGCCUCACCUGAGGUUCAGCUGCCUCAUCCUCCUGAGAGGACUUGUUCUACACCAAGGCUUUCCUUUAACAAAUAUAGUUUGGAAAUGGAAGCUUGUCAUCAAGACGAGUGUGAAGCAUCUUCUUCUAGUGCCAUUGUUGUAAGAUUAGAGUCAACAAAAGCUAGGGAUGCAAGGAGCUUGGCAUCUGAGAAUGAUGACAAUGAUGAUGAUGAUGAUGAUGAUGAUGAUUUCUCUGAUGCACGUGAGACAUUGUCCCUCACUGGUUCAUUCUCUGUUAACAAUUGUAGUGUUAGUGGUAUAAGUGGAUGCAAUGGCCCCAUGGUGAAACCAUCAGGAACUUUUCGAACGGAUCCUCAAACUCGAGAUUUCAUGAUGAGCCGCUUCUUGCCCGCAGCCAAGGCAAUGGUUUUGGAGCCUGCUAAGUAUUCAUUAAAGAAGAAACUUGUAGCAGUUGAGCAACCUAGACAUGUUAAGAAGGUGAUGUCUGAGAAUAGGAGGACGUCUCCAAUUAAACAACUUGAGUCUACCCUGUUACUACAGUAUGGCGAAGAUGAAGUACAUGGAGUAGAUGAAGUAGAUGAAGAAAGUGACUCUGUGGAUGAUGAAUAUGAUAAUUCAGGUAAUAUAUCAGCUAGAGGUUGUGGUCUAAUACCCAAUAUAUGCUUCAAAAACUCUUUGGGCCUUCUUAAUCCUGUACCCGGGAUGAGAAUCAGGACCGAUGCAUCCGUGUCUCUCAAUAAUAAAGUUGGGGGAUCAAGCAGAACAAUGCACCAUUCACACAGCCAAAAGAUCAACAAGCAUGCUUGGGAUGCGGCAUACAAGCAAAAAUCAGAAGCUGCUGUUGGAUCACCUAAGCUGCCGGAGGUGAAAGAUAAGUGGACUGGUGAAUCAAAACAUUUUCCUUCCUCCACCGACGUGCAAAUGAGAGGUAGGUCUUCUCCCUUCAGGUAUUCGAGAGCCGCUUCUCCCUUCCGGAGUGAAGCAUCACGGCCUACUUGUAGAAAGCAGCCAGUUGUAGUUCCUAAAGAAGUUGACAUUAUCUCCAGAUCUAAAGGUGAUAUCGAUUUUCAUGAUACACCAUCCAUUCGAGCAACUAAACAUGGGGUUGACAUGGCAAGUACGCUGAUAGAGAAGAUACUCUAUAUAGAUACUGCAAGUGUUGCUGAAACGAAUUCUCCAUUUAAUUCAACCCAUUUGGAUGACGAGAAGAAAUCUGAUCGUUCUAGUGGGAAGAAUGAGACUGCAUUUGAGGCCAGAGUGAUGGAAGAAAGUACUACUGUGGAACCUUCUUUCCUAGAAAUAAAAUGCUUAACUCUGGUUGAAGAAGGGAGGCUGGAGCGUGAAGCUGCAGAAUCUAAAAUGAAAGAUGCUAUUGAUGAUGGCCCCAAUGUGGGACAUGAACUUUAUAUAGAAGAUCAUGCUGGAUAUGCUAAUUUGGGCACUGCUGAUGAAGAAGAUUACUCCAAGGCCAAUUAUCAGCUUGUCAAAGUAGAAGAUCCAGCAAAUGCCAUAGUAACUUCUGUGAUAUCUUCUCAACCUCCACCUCUACCGAAGUCUCCUUCCGAGUCUUGGCUCUGGCGUACCCUGCCUUCAGUUUCCUCAAAAAAGUUACUAGCAGGAUCAAAUCUUGGAAGCAAGUUUUACCAAAAACCACAGAGCCCUAGAACAUCAGCCAGUACCAAGUGGGAAACCAUUGUAAAAUCUUCGAAUUUGCAUCACGAUCAUGUUCGCUACUCCGAGGAAUUAAUUCCUCGUGUUUCUCAACACUCGACAACAGAAAAUUUCAAGUAGGUCUCUAUAACAGUCAGGUGGAUUGAUUGGUUUUGUGUGAAAGUUUAUACAUCAGCAUGGUUUUUUAUUAUUUCUUGUGGAUUCCUUUUUCCCUUCCUCUCUAAAAAUUUUGAAUAAGUUAGGAGGAUUUGCGCUGCCCUUUUCCUUUUAUGUCUUCUGAUAUUUAUAUGAAGACAUGUACGGGUGCGGCCAAGGAAAUAUUCAUAUUUCAUAUUCAUAGAAUGAAUUCUGUAUAAUGCAGCCUAGGAAUCAACAUAGCUGUGAGGUAAUACUGCACUGUAUAUUUGAAGUAAAAGGUGUAUUAAGUAAUUUAUGUGAAUGAAAGUUUGUUCAUGAAUUGUA